UAUCAAGUGAAACUAAAAGAACAGAAAAAGAAAAUAAAAGAGCAAUGCCUAUAAGUUUUAUAAGCCUAGCUCUUUUGACCCUCUCGAUGUUACUAAUUUCCUUGUCCAUCCACGGCGUCACGGCAACAAAGUUGAAGCACAAUGAAGGGGAGGCUAGAAAGAUGUACGAGCGAUGGCUUUUGGAGAAUGAGAAGAACUAUAACAAUCUUGGAGAGAAGGAGAGACGGUUCAUAGUCUUCAAAGACAACUUGAAGCUCAUUGAAACACAUAAUUUGGUUUCGAACCGGACAUACGAACUCGGGUUGAACCAGUUUGCGGAUCUAACGGUUGAUGAGAGCUGUUGUUGGGCAUUUUCGGCUGCUGGAGCGGUGGAAGGUAUAAACCAGAUCACAACCGGAGAAUUGAUAUCUUUGUCAGAACAACAACUCAUUGACUGCGCUACAGAAACCAAUGACCGAUGUGAUGGAGGUGACGCGGCAUACGCUUUUAUGUUCAUUAAGGAAAAUGGUGGUAUAGUAACAAAUAAAGAUUACCCUUUUACUGGCGAUAAAAAUGCAACGUGCAAGGCCAUUGAGAUGAUUACCACACGUAAAGUUACCAUUGAUAGUUAUGAGGGUGUUCCUAUAUUUGAUGAGAUGUCUUUAAAGAAAGCUGUUGCUAAUCAACCUAUAGCUGUUGGGAUUGAUGCCAGAAACAUGCAUUUCUACAAAGAUGUAAUCCUAAUUGACAUUGUCACCAAAAAUCUUGAUUUUUCCUAAUUCCCAAUAAAAAGUUGUGAUCAUU
Molecule: messenger RNA, 783 nt
Organism: Arabidopsis arenosa
Lineage: Eukaryota; Viridiplantae; Streptophyta; Magnoliopsida; Brassicales; Brassicaceae
Source: the annotation of a GenBank genome assembly